This is a messenger RNA of Nanorana parkeri, 1339 nucleotides long. It is a transcript of the gene SDE2, whose product is annotated as SDE2 telomere maintenance homolog. Gene Ontology annotation, cellular component: nucleus. The record is from RefSeq and is a predicted model, not a curated record. NCBI's taxonomy places the organism in Eukaryota, Metazoa, Chordata, Amphibia, Anura, Dicroglossidae. The transcript has 8 exons. The coding region runs from base 1 to 1284 and encodes 427 amino acids.
AUGGCGGAGGCUGUCGUGCUGGUGUGGCAGAGGGACCCGUGGAAUGGCAAGCUGUAUCAGGCAGAGCUGCCACACGGAUCUACAGUGAGAGAGCUCCUUCCUUCCACCGGGCCGGGAAUAUCUCGCUGUGAUUUUUAUGUGACCCGUGAUGGACGACGGGUUAGCAGAGACGAAGCUUUGCAGAAUGGAUUUACUUACAGCGUGGAACCGCGACUCCGGGGAGGAAAAGGAGGUUUCGGCUCCAUGCUCAGGGCGCUGGGGGCUCAGAUUGAGAAGACCACAAACAGAGAGGCCUGUCGUGACCUCAGUGGAAGGCGACUCAGAGAUGUCAACCAUGAAAAAGCUAUGGCGGAAUGGAUCAAGAAACAAGCCGAGCGGGAAGCAGAGAAGGAACAGAGGCGCCUGGAAAGACUAAAACGUAAACUGGAAGAGCCAAAACACUACUUCACCGACCCGGACUAUCACAAACAGCGCAGCGCCAUGUCUGAAAGGCUGGAGGACUCCGUCAUCAAAGGUCUGCAAGCUUCUUCCAGCACAGUGGUCUCCCCAGAGUCGAGCGACUGUCGCAAACGUAAGAUAGAGCCACCGAGCGGCAGUAGGAAAUCUAGCAAGAAGUUCUUUUGGUCUGGAGUGGAAGGGUUGGAAGUGUCCUCCAGCUCUGACAAUGGCAGCGACAGUGACUCCGAAUCUCCCAGCACAUCCGCUUCGUGUCAAAGUGCAGAGAUGAGACUGCACAGCUCUGAUAGUGAUUCUGAUGGACCUCCACAGUGUUCCUCAUCCACCUCAAUUAGCAAAGAGCAGAGUCCAGAGCUGAGUGACAACAUCGAGCUUGACAAUGAGGCCACGGGCAGUGAGCAGCCAGAUUCUGACUCUGGCCAGACAGAAGUGAUCAAAGAGGCAGCGGACGAAGAACAGCCAGUCGCUGACUCAAGUCAGACUGAACCUUCAGAGGCUAUACUGGAACCUGAGAUGCCAACACUCACUCCUGACCCACCAAAGGAGUCCCCUGCCAUGAUCAAUAAUUUACAAGGAAGUAAAGCCAGGAUGACUGCAUCAGAGCCUGCACAGGACUCUUCUUCCUUCAACCUCAUGUCAUUCUCCUCCGCUGUGGAGCUGGAGGCUCUGGGUUUUGACAAGCUGAAGACCGAACUGAUGGCGCUGGGCCUAAAGUGCGGCGGGACGUUGCAGGAACGGGCAGACAGACUAUUCUCUGUGCGCGGACUUUCCAGGGAUCAGAUGGAGCCCGCUCUUUUUGCCAAACCAGCCAAAGCAAAGAAGAAAUAAAGCGUCAAGAAGGACUGUAUGGAUUGGACUGGAAGAAACCCGGGGACAAUGGGAU